UUUAGGACCCAGUGGCUGCUCCGGAGAGGCAGGCAGCGGGGCUCGGCUCUCAGACUGAAGCAGACAAAGGCAAAGCGGAGAGACGGCGUGCCGCUAUCCUGCUGCAUCGACUCGCAACACCCUCACAUCCAGCUCCCCUCCCUCUCACACACUCACACACACACACACACACCCUUCUUUCCUUCCUUCCUUCACUCCAGCUGCGACGCAGGACUGAUUCCCCUCCGCCCCCCAACAUCACAUCAUCCACGACCACCGCCGCCAUCAUGGAGCUGGACUUCGGGCAUUUUGACGAGAGAGACAAGACGUCCCGCAACCCGCGGAGUGGGAGGAUGAACGGACUGCCCAGCCCCACGCACAGCGCCCACUGCAGCUUCUACCGCACACGCACCCUGCAGGCUCUCACCAACGAGAAGAAGGCCAAGAAAGUGCGCUUCUACCGCAACGGGGACAGAUACUUCAAGGGCAUUGUGUACGCCGUGGCCAACGACCGGUUUCGCACCUUCGAUUCUCUUCUGGCCGACCUUACGCGCUCCCUCUCUGACCACAUCAAUUUGCCGCAGGGGGUUCGUUUCAUCUUCACUAUUGAUGGAUCGCGCAAGAUCGCGUCUCUGGACGAGCUGGAGGAAGGCGAAAGCUACGUUUGCGCAUCCGAGAACUUCUACAAGAAAGUCGAUUACACAAAGAACGUCAAUCCCAACUGGUCUGUGAACGUCAAGGCCUCCGCCAGCCAGAAGAACAUGCAGUCCCUGGCUGCCAAGGCCGCCGGCGAUCCCAGAGAGGGCAAAGACUUUGUCCGGCCGAAGCUGGUCACGGUGAUGCGCAGCGGCGUGAAGCCCCGCAAGGCCGUCCGCGUCCUCCUCAACAAGAAGACCGCGCACUCCUUCGAGCAGGUGCUGACCGACAUCACGGAGGCCAUCAAGCUUGAAAGCGGAGUGGUGAAGAGGAUCUACACGCUGGAUGGCAAGCAGGUUACCUGCCUUCAAGACUUCUUUGGUGAUGAUGAUGUCUUCAUUGCAUGUGGACCAGAGAAAUUUCGCUACGCACAGGACGACUUCUCGCUGGAUGAGAACGAAUGCCGGCUGAUGAAGGGGGCCAAGGCCCAGCGCGGUUCCGUAAAGAGUCCCGGUCCGAUCAAGCGCUGCAAAUCUCCUGCUGACUCCACCAAUGGGACCGGCUCCAGCAGCCAAAUCUCCACCCCGAUAUCCAAGCAUUCCCCCACCUCCACCCCCACCAGUCCGGGCCUGAACAACAAGCAGAAGGAUCUCUACCUGCCCUUAUCUCUGGAAGAUGAGGACUCUCUGGGCGAAUCGAUGUAACUUCCUUCCUGCAGCCAGCCUUCGUUUUGGCCUGAAACACAGAAGUUUUACACGUCUGCUGCUUUCCACCUUCACUCACAGUGCCACCAGUCGAAGAGAACCGCUCUUUGUCUCUUUCUCUCUCUCUCCCUCCCUCUCUCUCUCUUUUCUGGGCCUUUGACACCAUUUGCUGCUUGAGAAUAACAACCGGUUGUUGAACUCAGUCUCGUCGGUUCACUAAUGUUCAGACACGAUGACCACUUGUUUGCCGUUUUGGAUUUUCAUCAGAAUAAGUUAUUUUAGAGAUGUCCACCAGGGGUACACAUUUUUAAAUUUCCACUCAAGCAGCAAAUGGGGGAAUUUUCAGCCACACGUUGAACGACUUUUUUUUUAUCCACUUUACAUUUUUGUGACUGUCCUCCUGUCCCUCCGUCCAACUGUUGAAGGUGUGAAUGUUACUGGUUCCUUGUCUGAGGAGGAGGGUCUGUUAAUGAGGGUCUUUCUAAACCUGCUGUAAAUACUGUGUACAGCCAUCCGUCCACCAUAACCUCUCUGCUCAGUGUCUGUUGCUGUGCUUCCAUUUUGUCACUACGAUGUUCAACCUUCACUCGACAUGUAACAGGGUCACGGGGUCAAAGUAGACGAAAGAAAUCAAGUGGUGAUGGUUUGGGUUGUUGGGAUUAGAGGGAUUAUCCGUCAGAAAUGUUUUAAAGUAAAUAAAGUAUAAUUUCAGAAAGCGGUAAGCACUGAGGCUUCAUACAGUGUGCAAUAGAAAUUUAUUGGCAUGAAUUUUGCCCAGUCGGACCGAACGGGAAGAUGUAAAGGCGUCGUCUCCUACAUCUCAAAAUGUUCAUGCUUCAUCUGCUUUGACCUUUAGAUGGUAGGCUAUAAGUGGUUCGUACCCUCCGUGUUUUUCACAAGAUGCAGUGCAUGAUAUUGUAUGAAACAUUUAAGUUUAAAAAGCUGAUUUCUUUGUUUUUUUUGAAGGACCUAAUGGUACAUAAAAACAACCAAAGCAAAAUCAAGUAGGCCCAGAAUGCAGCUUUUAUAUCCUGAGCUGAUUAAUUCCCGUUUAAGCCACUUUAUCGCCUCCUUUUUGGUUUGACCGCAACUUCUGGUGAUUAUUAACAAUAAAUGGUGUCCGGUAGAAAUAUUAAAACUUAGACUUUUUCCACUUUUUGUCAUGUUGCAGCCACAAACUUGAAUAAUACGUCUUUUGGAACCAAUGACAGGUUUUCUGCCCUCCAUUAAGUCCAUCCAUCCCCACACCCUGAUGCUGCCGCUACCAUGUUUGAUGGUGGUGGUGCCUUCACAGACCGGCUGGGU
Messenger RNA from Poecilia latipinna (sailfin molly), 2624 nucleotides. Its product is annotated as neuronal migration protein doublecortin. Gene Ontology annotation, biological process: intracellular signal transduction; photoreceptor cell development; retina development in camera-type eye. The record is from RefSeq and is a predicted model, not a curated record. Gene Ontology annotation, cellular component: axoneme. NCBI's taxonomy places the organism in Eukaryota, Metazoa, Chordata, Actinopteri, Cyprinodontiformes, Poeciliidae. Bases 267 to 1319 code for a protein of 350 amino acids. The transcript is spliced from 7 exons.